AGUAGUCAGGCUUUUACAGCCGCCUGCAGUUGAUCAGAUUUGUUGUCUUUAUUCCAGAAGCUAAGCUAAAAGGAAAAUAAUCCAAAAUAUAAGCAGUGUUUGUGUCAGAAACGUUUCGAAGUUUAUCGCUCGAUUGUUAUUGCAGUUUUUUUGCACAGCAAUCUUUCUGCGUCACCAAAACGCAAACCUUUAGCUUAGCCUUAGCUUAGCUUAGCCUAGCCUUAGCUUAGCUUAGCCUAGCCUUAGCUUAACAGCAGAGGAGCUCUGGAAGUGUUUGAUUUAGGAGUCACACAGAACCAUAACAUAACGGUUUGUCUGUUCCUUUUGUUUAUGACUUUAGUUUAAGUUGUAAAAAUGAACUCGAAGAACCUGAAGGCUUUUCUUGAGUCGUCUUUAAACGAGAUCUUUAAGGCGACUGUGGAUAACAUCCUGGACUCUGUAGAUCAAACCCUGGCCGAGUAUCAGGGACAAAUUCGACGUAUUACCUCAGAAAAUGAGUCUCUGAGAGAAAAACUGCGUGCUCAAGACGCUGUUGUUGCAUGCCAGGUGAAAACAGUGCAUGACGAUGUUGUUGAUGCUGAUGGGGACUUAAGUCCGACGUUUGUUCAUCAUCUCACUUUAUCUGGACAUAAGGGUCCAGGUAAAGCCUCUAAGAAACAGCGGGAUGAUCGGAGAAAAACGUCAGGAAGCUCUAGGCCUGUAUUACUGAAACAAAACCCCCUUACAACCAACAGUGGAACAAGUCAAUUAGACAAAGAAGUGCAGAGUACAACAGUACCGUAUGUAAAGAUUGACCCAGACUUUGAAGGUGACAGUAGCUUGUUAAAUCAUCAAUCCCCUGUUAACCUUACCACUAAGAUUAUUAAAGUAGAAGGGUCUGAUGAGAAUCUUUCCGAAUGUUACAUUGGAUCUCCAGCAGACCAAUCCAGAGACAGCGAUGGCGAGAUUCGAGUAACCAUGGUGUCUAAUAAAUAUCUGAGCAGUACUAUGAGUGAAGAUGAAGCUAGCGAUAUUGGGCACCAUGAAUCAGAGAAGUCAGCGCAGAGCAUAUCUGAGGAAGAUCUCGAAGACCCAAAUGACGAUGCCGCUCUUGGUGUCUGUUUUGAUGGCGAUGUUGGACUGGCUUUGGAACCAGACAAGGGAUUUAUAGAAAUUUUUGAAUCGACAGACUCGGCAAACUCGAAAGAGCUAAACGACAGCAAAACCUUCCACUGUGCACUUUGCGAUAAGAGCUUCGGUCGCAUGGCCUCGCUUAACAUACACAUGAGGACUCAUACCUCGGAGAGAGCUCACAUCUGCAGCUACUGUGGCAAGGGUUUUAGCCGCGCUGACCUUCUGAAGAACCAUCAACGCACCCACACGGGCGAGAGACCAUAUUCCUGUAACCUGUGCGGAAAGAGUUACGGUCAUCAGGGACAGCUCCGGAUCCACAAACGAACCCACACUGGCGAGAAACCAUACGCCUGCCCACACUGCACCAAGCGCUUUACAGAACACAACCAACUCAAAGUUCACCUCCGCACACACACGGGCGAGCGGCCAUACUCAUGCACCGUCUGCGCUAAGACCUUCGCCAGUGCCGGCAACUUGAGGAUCCAUCUCCGGAUUCACAGUGGAGAAAAACCACAUUGUUGUAGCCAGUGCGGGAAGAGGUUCAACAGCCAAGGUGACCUCAAAACGCAUCUGCGUGUGCACACGGGUGAACGUCCGUACCAUUGUGAUCUCUGUGAAAAGACGUUCAGUCAGGCUGGCCACCUCAGCAUCCACAUGCGUAUGCACACUGGUGAAAGGCCUUACGAAUGUAGUAUAUGCGGACGCACCUUCACUGUGGCCAGCAGCCUCAAGCUUCAUCAGCUCACCCACACCGGAGAGAAGCUUCACACCUGCGUACGCUGCGAGAAAAGCUUCAGCAGGGCCAGCCAUUUGAAAAGACACGAGCAGCUCCACGCCAAAGAGGAAACCGUAACGAUGGAUGCUGAUCAGUUGUUGUCGCUGGAAGAUCAACCGCUUCAUGGUGGAGAUGAAGAACAGAAUUUGGAAGGGAUGGAGUGAAUAAUGACCCCCAAUGAUCCCCACACACUGUGGCCAGUCUAUCAACUAAAUUUCCCUUGUUGGCCACUUUGUAUCGUCAGUUUGUCAACGCCUUCACUGUCCCGUCGACCGACCGAAGGUGACUACAGCUCAGAAGACAUUUAGAUGGUGGUCUGUUCUCAGUACAGCAGAGGAACUGGCAUUUAUAGUGUUUGGCAUAUCAGGAAUUUGCAGUCUGCUAUCUUCCACAUACCCAAGCUUGCAGACAUGUAUGAUCUGAUAGUCUUGGCUGUGUGCCAUCCUUCCCACCCGAGAGCAGCACCGGUUUUUACUCCCUUGGCUCUCGGCCAUGCAUUGCUGUGGGGCUAUCGGGAUUCGAACUGACAAUAGGACGGGAGAUUUUAGUAAGGAUGUAUUAAAGACUCCGUACACUUACACUUUAUUACAGAACCUGCCUACCUGGUUGAUUCAUCUUGAAGAUGUACAGUCGCAUAUCAAAGAGAGAUCAUCUUUACUAUUUUUGGUUCACGAUCUUGGUAAAGAAUGAAGGAGAAACUGGCAGCGGGAGAAACACUGUUGUAUCUGAUAUGUUCAUGUCAUACCACUGAAGCCAGUGUGCUGAAAAUGAUCCACCAUUCAGAUAGUCUUGUGUUGGUCCCUUUCAGUUAUGGGCAGGUGUCAAGGGCUUGACAGCAAUCAAGACUGACUACAGUCUGUAAUGUACACCGACAAAGUGACCUAUAGAAUAGAUGUAUGAUUGUUACAGUGUCCGGGGAGUGCACGUAGCUGUUGCCAAUGAAGUGGCACCAUGUGUGUGAUAUUCAUACAUUACAUUUUUUUUCUUUACAACCCUUUAAUGCACAGUCAACAAGCAUGACUUUGGACUAACGAGGCUUAAUUUACUUGCAAGUUAAAAAGGUUCGAAUUAAAUUAGUGGUUUGUUGUGUUUUCUAGUUAAAGAAAACAACAUCAUUUCAUGAUCCUUGCAUCUUAUUUCUGCUCUUCUAGUCAUUAAGGUUCUUUUGGGUUCUUUGACUUCCUCCAAACUCCAGAACAACUUUCCGGUAGCUGAAUUGCCGAUGCUAAAUUGCCCAAAGUUGUGAUUUAUGUAAAAUUUCUGGUCCUGGUGUAGGCUCCAGAUCCACCACAAACCUGACCAAGAUUGAAGCGGUUACUUUUUGAUAACCAAAGAUGGGUUACAUUUUUAACAUCACUUUAAACACUUCCUGAAAGUCCACCAUUAGAUUCUGUUCAUUGUUAAAGCUCGUAUACAUUGAAUGCAGGAUUGUGUGGAUCCUCCUUUAGAUGAAGUGUUGCUUUAAUCUGUUUCUUGCAAUGCCUUUAAAAAGAGCUUGAAAUUAUAAUCAAAUACAUCUACAUGUACACGAGCUGGCCUGGAAAACCCUUCAUGUGGCAAUAUUUUGACAUUUUCUCUCAUGUAUAGCCCUUAAAUUAUAGGCUUUAUAUAUUUUUUUCUCCGUCACGUCAAGUCUAAGCACCUCAAAGAAAUGAAAAGGGAGAAAAGUGUGUUUGCUGGAACAUCCUGGUCAUUUUUCCACAGCUGGCAUCUGAUUACAGACAGAGUUUAUUAAUCUUGCUGUACCAUGUAACUAUUCAAGAAAUUCACCAAACUUGAUGUUUCAUCUCCCCCCAACAAUAUAUAAUAAUUCUGAUAUAAUAACCAUUGACGUCUAAGGAGGUUACCCAAACCCUUACACAUAUUGCCCAAUAAGGACAUUAAGUACAAAUACAACAAAAAAUUUUUCAUUCCUAUCAUUUGUGAUAUUUUCAAGAUUGUUGUUAGCUUUAAUUAGAACUUAAACUCUCCCCGAUUUCCUGCCGAGGCCUCGAUUCUGACACCGAUUUGAAUGAAAUCACAUAAGCAGUGUUAUUCUGUCAUUUUAUAUCUGUCAUUAAUCCUAAUAGAAUCGUGAUUUUUCAAAUGGUGACUAAUUGUAACGUACCGAUCAAAAAUGCUGAAAUUGUUUGUUUUUGUGUAUUAAUACGAUCGUCGUUUUGAUAUUAGCAACACUUUUUGUUGUUGUUUUUUUUUUCCUUUGAUGUUUGUGUGCCUCAGAACUAAAGACCGAUUUCUCCAAACUUAUAAGAGUGCAAAUGUUUAAAACAUUUUACUUAUUUCUAUAGAUACGGUUUACCGUCACAUCUGUUAUGCAUUUUAGGGCAUGCGGUGUUGAGGAUUUUUCUCACCGUUCCUGUUGACACCAUGUUAACCAAACUACAGUCUUUCAAAAUUUAUACUUGCGAAAAUGACUGUCAUCGGUGACAAACUUAACCGUUUGAGCAAACACAGUACAUUAUCGACUUAAAGUGCGUACAGUAUUCAAAACUUUUAACUGCAAAUUCCCUGUUGACAAUAAAAGGUUAGAUGAUAAAGUUAACUAAGAGUUUGUACACAUUAUAAUGAUUAAUAUUGUUUACUUAGUGGAAAUGUAGUGGAAAUUAAGCCAUUCUUGCAACUGUCAUUCCAUCAUAAUAAAUGAAAUGAAAAAUCAAA
Messenger RNA from Tachysurus vachellii, 4546 nucleotides. RefSeq names its product zinc finger protein 436. Bases 355 to 2052 code for a protein of 565 amino acids. The record is from RefSeq and is a predicted model, not a curated record. The transcript has 2 exons. Gene Ontology annotation, biological process: regulation of cytokine production; negative regulation of transcription by RNA polymerase II; regulation of immune system process. Lineage: Eukaryota; Metazoa; Chordata; Actinopteri; Siluriformes; Bagridae.